CUCCAUUAAAAAGAACUGCAGUGACAAUACGGUUUCAAAUUUUAAAACAAAAAAAAUAUUAAAUUAAUUUCAUAAAAUAAUAUAAAAAGAAACUUUCCUACUUGCUAUCUCUAAAUAUGCCCUUUUUGUUUCAUCAUCGAAUUGACAGUAAACAGACUCGAAUAAGCCAAGCAGAGAAAUCUUGAUGGCCGGACCAUCAUGGUUGGUGGACGGUAACAGAUUUGCAACAAAAAUCAAGAGUGCAUCUGGGACAUCCGAUCCCGAAAGAGUUAAAUGGAAAAGCAAUCCAAGUAAAGCUUGUCCGAAUUGCCAUUUUGUUAUUGAUAACACUGAUGUUACUCAAGAGUGGCCAGGAUUGCCAAGAGGGGUGAAAUUUGAUCCAUCUGAUCAGGAAAUUAUAUGGCAUUUACUUGCAAAAGUUGGUGUUGAGGGCUUCAAAACCCAUCCAUUUAUUGAUGAGUUCAUUCCGACUCUUGAGCAAGAUGAUGGAAUCUGCUACACACAUCCUCAGAAUUUGCCAGGUGUUAAGCAAGAUGGAAGUGUGUCCCAUUUCUUUCAUAGAGCAAUCAAGGCUUACAGUACUGGAACUCGAAAACGCCGAAAGAUAAACGGCGAUGAUUUUGGUGAUGUCCGCUGGCACAAGACUGGCAGAACUAAACCAGUGACAUUGGAUGGAGUUCAGAGAGGGUGUAAGAAGAUUAUGGUUCUUUAUAUGAGCAUGGUAAGAGGAGGGAAAGCUGAGAAAACAAAUUGGGUGAUGCACCAAUAUCACCUAGGAACAGGGGAAGAUGAGAAUGAUGGAGAAUAUGUUGUAUCUAAAAUACUUUAUCAGCAACAACAGGCGAAACAGAGUGAUAAAACUGAACAAGAAUUUCCUGAAAGCACUGAUGCCAUUAUCGCAAAAGUAGAUCCUGUCACUCCAAAGUCAGUGACUCCUGACCCACCACGUUCUGAAAGACAGUAUUUUGAUUUGGACAUGGGACAAGAGUCUACUAAUACUGGUACUUCCACAGAUCCAUUAACUCAACUCCCUGACAUGAGGCAUGUCGAGGAAGAGGUUGAACCUGAAUGUGAACAGCCUAGUUACAAUUCUCAGCCCAAAGCAGAAUGUAAUGCUAAUCAGAUUGUAGAUAAUAAUGAUAAUCAUUCUGAGGGAGAACAUAAAUUAUCAGAGAGUGAACUACAGUAUCUGUUGGAUUCGCAACAAUUUGCGGAAGGGCUAUCUGUAUGUGAUGAGCUUCUCCAAAGUCAAUCUUCAACUAGGGAUGAAAAUGAGAAUGAUGGAAGAUCCAAUGGAAAGCCCUGUCUUUCUGAUUAUGCUCGUUUAGGACCAGAAAAUUUGAAGAAGGAUUUGGAGGAAUGUCAAAAUCUGGUCAUUGAUCCAGCAAACAUAGAACUUGAUACUCCUCCAGAAUUUCGGUUGAGCCAGCUUGAUUUCUGUUCACAGGAUAGCUUCCUUUCAUUCGGUGGAAGUAAGGCGAAUGAAUACAAAUGAAUGCAUAGCAGAAGAAAAAUCAGUGAAUAUUUUGUGGUUACACUUAAGUGAGAAUUUUGCUUGUUAAAAAUGUCCUCAGGUGACCUUGAACUUUAUUUUUGCCGGACACCUACAGUAUACAGCAAAGUUACUUAUGCUGUAAUUUCCUACUAUUUUUUUGCUGGGAUGUAGCUGUCUACAUAACUUAUGCUGUAAUUUCCCAUAUCCAAGGCCAUCUAAGUUAUGAUAGCCAAACAAUGUACAUCUGAAUUCUGAUAACUAGUUUCUACAUCCUGCAAUCUUGCAUGUUUUCUGGAA
Pistacia vera is the source of this 1792-nucleotide messenger RNA. Its product is annotated as SUPPRESSOR OF GAMMA RESPONSE 1-like. Gene Ontology annotation, molecular function: DNA-binding transcription factor activity; transcription cis-regulatory region binding. NCBI's taxonomy places the organism in Eukaryota, Viridiplantae, Streptophyta, Magnoliopsida, Sapindales, Anacardiaceae. Bases 185 to 1495 code for a protein of 436 amino acids. The record is from RefSeq and is a predicted model, not a curated record. The transcript has 6 exons. Gene Ontology annotation, cellular component: nucleus. Gene Ontology annotation, biological process: regulation of DNA-templated transcription.